Messenger RNA from Podospora bellae-mahoneyi, 1878 nucleotides. RefSeq names its product Very-long-chain enoyl-CoA reductase (gene TSC13). Gene Ontology annotation, molecular function: oxidoreductase activity, acting on the CH-CH group of donors. The transcript has 2 exons. The coding region runs from base 775 to 1731 and encodes 318 amino acids. Lineage: Eukaryota; Fungi; Ascomycota; Sordariomycetes; Sordariales; Podosporaceae. The record is from RefSeq and is a predicted model, not a curated record. Gene Ontology annotation, biological process: very long-chain fatty acid biosynthetic process.
UAAAAAGAUAGUCCAACCUCAAGUUUUAAAAGAUAUCCAAGAGGCCGAGAGAUGACUGGUUCCAGUGCCAGUUUGUGGGAAGAGAUGCAAAGAAUAUUCUUGAAAGAAAGUUCAACUUCCUCUUGGUAAGCCAAAGCCAUCAUGUGAACGGAAGCUAUGUGCAAGUUUGGGCAGAGACGGUGAAUGUACUGGAACAUAUCAGAAGACUGCAAGUUCACAUAGGGCCAUCGAGUCGGCCAUUCACUACAAACUCGAAGGAUUGUCUUUUGCAGACAUCUCCAACGCAUGUAGUUACACAGCAUCCCGAUUUCUGGUAGCCAGUUCUGGAAGCCAAAUCGCAGUCCAUGCUGCCAUUACAUAUCAUGGCGUAAGAUACUACCUUUUUAUCACGUCUCUUCAAACAUGAAAUAUAUACCAGGACCAAAAGAGGCUAUCCUGUAUUGCAAUGGAAUAGCAACCAUAUCAAAAUGCAAGUCUGGUCCGGCCCGUCGGCACUGGCCCAAGCUCUGACAAGAACAAGCAUUCCCCAAGUGGGACCCCAAGUGGAGCACCAACCCGACACCACCGUCAUCCCUGUCGAAUUGGACCUCCGAACGUGGUGAUCUCUGGAACCACUCCGAGGCCCCCGACACGCGUGGUGGCUCCGCAACAAAAAAAAGUGUUGAGCCCGCUUUUCUGUCGCCAUUUUUUUCUCUGUCUUCUCUUCCGUCUUUUCGUCUGUUCUUUCUCAUUGGAAUUGGAACCCAUAUUAUAACAAUUGGCACACCACCAAGCAUGGCGGCCGAACUCUCCCUCAAGCUCACCAACAGGGUGCCCAAAAAACCCAUCAAGAAGCUCGCCCCCUCGGUCGAGCUCCCCCGCGACGCCACCGUCGAGGACGCCAAAAAGAUUGUCGCCCGGGCCUCUGGCUUCUCCGACUUCAACCGCAUCGGUCUCUUCAACCCCGCCGACGGCAAGAUCCUCAAGGACCGCAAGGCUCUGAUUCGCAAUGAGGAGGGUGUCAUCAAGGCCGGCGAGUUGGUCGUCAAGGACCUUGGUCCUCAAGUAGCCUGGCGCACCGUCUUCGUAAUCGAAUACUUCGGUCCCAUCCUCUUCCACGCCUUCAUCCCCCUCAUCCGUCCCUACCUCUACUCCAUCUUCCCCGGCCAGUUCAAGUACAUCUCCGAGUCCGCCACGCCCAUCACAAAGGUCCAAUGGCUCCUCUUCGCCCUCUUCCACAUCCACUUCCUCAAGCGCGAGUACGAGACCCUCUUCGUCCACAAGUUCUCGGCCAACACCAUGCCCGCCCGCAACAUCGUCCGCAACUCGGCCUUUUACUGGAUCAUGGCCGGCCUCCUCUGCGCUCUCGACAUCUACGCCCCUGGCAACCUCUCUGCCCGUGACGAGCUCGUCCCCCUGGACUAUUUCGGCUUGGCCUUGUUCACGUUUGGUGAGGUUUGCAACUGGAUUGUGCACCAGCACUUGGCUAGCUUGCGCAAGCCAGGUGGAACGGAAAAGGGCAUCCCGAAUUGUAUCGGGAGCAACUUGGUCACGAGCCCGAAUUACAUGUUUGAGGUUACGGCUUGGGUGGGUGUCAUCUUGAUCAGCAGGAGCUGGGCGGUGGUGGUGUUUAUCUGCACGGGGAUUAUUUACAUGAGGGAUUGGUCGAGGGGGAAGGAGAAGGCGUUGAGGAAGGAGUUUGGGGACCGGUAUAAGAACAAGAGGUACACCAUGUUGCCUGGCCUUAUUUAGGUGACUGGUAGAAGGAUGUUUGUGGGAAAAUUGCUGUUGUAGGAUGAGGUGUAAAAGAGAAGGAGGAAAAAAUGAGAAGUGAAGUGUGAGAAUGGAUAGAUAGCCCACUGUUUUGGCUGAUUUUUAUAUAAUUCAAAUCCUUACCCC